Aspergillus homomorphus CBS 101889 is the source of this 1151-nucleotide messenger RNA. Its product is annotated as protein-S-isoprenylcysteine carboxyl O-methyltransferase. Gene Ontology annotation, cellular component: membrane; endoplasmic reticulum. Lineage: Eukaryota; Fungi; Ascomycota; Eurotiomycetes; Eurotiales; Aspergillaceae. Bases 234 to 1151 code for a protein of 305 amino acids. Gene Ontology annotation, biological process: C-terminal protein methylation. The record is from RefSeq and is a predicted model, not a curated record. The transcript has 2 exons. Gene Ontology annotation, molecular function: protein C-terminal S-isoprenylcysteine carboxyl O-methyltransferase activity.
ACACGAACAGCUUCCAGGCAUUGUUGUCCUGCGCGCGCGCUGCGAUUGUUCUCUGUCCGCUCGGCUCUUUCAGUCUCAGGCCUUGGUUUCAUCCAGACCAUGCUCUGACCCUAGCGCAACCAGAACAAAACCCACGCACCACCCGCAUCCCCUAAGCAAUGCCUCACCACCACCUUCACCACCAUCAUCACCACCACCACUAAAACACCCAAUACCAGAACCAACCGCCCAAAAUGACCACUCCUACCUCAGAACCAGCACCCACAACACCCACCGCCCCUCUAACAACACAAUACCGCGCAUACCAACCGUCACACUCCUCAUCGCACUCAUCGACGCCAUCCCCACGCCCGGCCUCGCCGCCGCUCGACCCCUCCAACCUGCCCAACGGCGAGAAAUCGCUAUCGGGGAUCUCCCUCCGCGCGUUCAUACUAGGCACAACACUGGGCCUGACAACAACUCUCACCCUACACCUCCUGGUAAUCACACAGACCCCGCUCUGGCGCCUCCCGUUCUUCCUAGGCAGCCUCAGCCUCUUCCACUUCCUAGAAUACUACACGACAGCAGCCCACAACCCGCGGUUCGCAACGGUGUCCGCCUUCCUACUCAGCUCAAACGGAUGGGCCUACAACGUCGCGCACGGCUCAGCCCUGCUGGAAUGCCUGAUCACCUACACGGUCUUCCCGCACACGACCCCGCGCACCUACUACCUCCCCUGGCCGGCGGCGGCCCCAGCAGCAGCAAGUACACCAAGAUGGGCGCCGGCGCCGCUCACAACCGAAAUCAACCCCGCGAUCCUUCUCGGCCUCGUCCUCAUGAUCGUGGGCCAAACCACCCGCUCCGUCGCCAUGGCCCAGGCAGGCAGUAACUUCAAUCACACCGUGCAGGUGUCGCGGCGCGAUGACCACCGCCUCGUCACCACGGGGAUCUACCGCGUGCUGCGCCACCCGUCGUACUUCGGGUUUUUCUGGUGGGGUAUCGGCACGCAGCUGGUGCUGGGCAAUGUCGCCUGUCUGGUGGGCUAUGCGCUCGUGCUGUGGCGGUUCUUCAGGUUGCGCGUGCGGAGGGAGGAGAAUUACCUCUGUGCUUUCUUCGGAGACCAGUAUCGCGAGUACAGGAAGAGGAGCUGGGUGGGGAUUCCUUUUGUCUGA